This is a messenger RNA of Protobothrops mucrosquamatus (brown spotted pit viper), 3086 nucleotides long. RefSeq names its product dentin sialophosphoprotein (gene DSPP). The transcript has 3 exons. Lineage: Eukaryota; Metazoa; Chordata; Lepidosauria; Squamata; Viperidae. The record is from RefSeq and is a predicted model, not a curated record. The coding region runs from base 174 to 3011 and encodes 945 amino acids.
AGAGUGAUCCAAAUGAUAAGCAGCAUGGCAUUGAAGAUCAAAUUUAUGAUCAAACUGGAGACGAAUUUAGAGAUCAUAGAGGACUCCAGGGCAAUCACAUUCAAAGCUUUAUUGACUUGGAUGGACAUAGAUAUGCAAUUUAUGGCCCCGGAGAUAACACAGCAAAUAUACUGAUGGGAAGUGAGGUCCAUGGGGAAAGUAUACAGUGGGCGUACAUUGAUGAAGGUGGAAGUGGUAAUGGUGGAGAUCCCAAUGAAGAAGGUUCUAGUGAUGGUUGGGGAGCUGGAACCCCAGAAAGUACAACAAACCUUGGAGAAAAUGCGACGGAAACCCAUAGUGAUAGGAACAACAUUCAGGCUUGUGUUAAUGGUACAAAAAUAACCAACCCAAACAAUGAAGGAGAGGGUGAUGCAGGCCCUGUGGAUGAUUCUCUCAAUACUGAUAAUGAAGAAGGUUUUCAAGGUCGUGGCGAUGUAAGCCCCGAAACUGAGCAUGUGACCUGCCUUGAAAAGAAAAGAAAUGAUGGUCUGGACUCAAAUAGCAAUACUAAGGAUACAGAGAAUAACGCUGCAGUUGUCAAUAAUAGCACUACAAGUGGUGGUAACAUGCAUGAUAAGGGUAUGAAUAUACCCAGCGAUGCAACCCCCCAUCAUGAUACCACCUGGAUUCUACAGAGAAGUGAUGGGGAAAGCAACAGUGGUCAUGAGGACACCAGUGAAAAUGAGAGCAACAGUUUGUACAGCUUCAGUGAUGAAUCGAUGCAAGGGGAUGAACCCAACCAAAGCCAAGAUUCGGAAGGCUCAGAAAACAGCAGUCAGCAAGAUCCCCCCAGUCAGGCCAGUGAUGGGGAAAGCCCAUCUUUAGGAGAGGAAGAGGAGCAAAGCAGUAAUGCUGCCAGUGAGCAGUCAGAUAGCAAAGGUGAAGACAGUGAAAGCCAACAGGAAAGCAAUGAAAGUAGCAGUCACCAAGGCAGUGAUGACACUGAGAAUGGUGGCCCAUCUGUCAGCAGCGAAAGCGAGACUCAACCAGACAGCAGCCAGAGCCAGUCUGAGACCAGCAGUGAGAAGGAGAGUGACUCCAAGAGCAGCAAUGAAAGCGACAAUAAAUCUGAAAGCAGCAGUGACAGCAACAAUGAAUCCAAGAGCAGCAGUGAGAGUGAAAGUGAAUCCAAGAGCAGCAGUGAGAGUGACAGUGAAUCCAAGAGCAGCAGUGAGAGUGAAUCUAAGAGCAGCAGUGAGAGUGAAUCCAAGAGCAGCAGUGAGAGUGAGAGUGAAUCUGAGAGUGAAUCCAAGAGCAGCAGUGAGAGUGAAUCCAAGAGCAGCAGUGAGAGUGACAGUGAAUCCAAGAGCAGCAGUGAAAGUGAAAGCAGCAGUGAAAGCGACGGUGAAUCCAAGAGCAGCAGUGAAAGCGAAAACAGCAGUGAAAGUGACAGUGAAUCAGAGAGCAGCAGUGAGAGUGACAAUGAGUCUGACAGUAGCAGUGAAAGCGACAGUGAAUCUGACAGCAGCAGUGAGAGUGAGAGUGACAGCAGUAGCAGCAGUGAGAGUGACAGCAGUAGCAGCAGUGAGAGUGACAGUGAUAGCAGUAGCAGCAGUGAGAGUGACAGCAGUAGCAGCAGUGAGAGUGACAGUGAUAGCAGUAGCAGCAGUGAGAGUGACAGCAGUAGCAGCAGUGAGAGUGACAGUGACAGCAGUAGCAGCAGUGAGAGUGACAGUGACAGCAGUAGCAGCAGCGAGAGUGACAGUGAUAGCAGUAGCAGCAGUGAGAGUGACAGUGACAGCAGUAGCAGCAGUGAGAGUGACAGUGACAGCAGUAGCAGCAGUGAGAGUGACAGUGAUAGCAGUAGCAGCAGUGAGAGUAGCAGUAGUGAGAGUGAAAGCAGCAGCAGUGAGAGUGACAGCAAAACUGAUAGCAGCAGUGAAAGUGAAAGCAGCAGCAGCAGCAGUGAGAGUGAUGCCGAGAGUAGCAGUGAGAAUGAAGAUAACAAUCAAGCAGGCAGCAAUGAAAAUGACAGCCAAUCCAACAGUGACAAUGAAAGUGAUUCAGCAAAUCAGUCCAGCAGCGACAGUAGCAGCAGUGAGAGUGAAUCUAAGAGCAGCAGUGAGAGUGAAUCCAAGAGCAGCAGUGAGAGUGACAGUGAAUCCAAGAGCAGCAGUGAGAGUGAAUCCAAGAGCAGCAGUGAGAGUGACAGUGAAUCCAAGAGCAGCAGUGAAAGUGAAAGCAGCAGUGAAAGCGACAGUGAAUCCAAGAGCAGCAGUGAAAGCGAAAACAGCAGUGAAAGUGACAGUGAAUCAGAGAGCAGCAGUGAGAGUGACAAUGAGUCUGACAGCAGCAGUGAAAGCGACAGUGAAUCCGACAGUAGCAGUGAGAGUGACAGCAGUAGCAGCAGUGAGAGUGACAGUGAUAGCAGUAGCAGCAGUGAGAGUGACAGUGAUAGCAGUAGCAGCAGUGAGAGUGACAGUGACAGCAGUAGCAGCAGUGAGAGUGAGAGUGACAGCAGUAGCAGCAGUGAGAGUGACAGUGAUAGCAGUAGCAGCAGUGAGAGUGACAGCAGUAGCAGCAGUGAGAGUGACAGUGAUAGCAGUAGCAGCAGUGAGAGUGACAGCAGUAGCAGCAGUGAGAGUGACAGUGACAGUAGUAGCAGCAGUGAGAGUAGCAGUAGUGAGAGUGAAAGCAGCAGCAGUGAGAGUGACAGCAAAACUGAUAGCAGCAGUGAAAGUGAAAGCAGCAGCAGCAGCAGUGAGAGUGAUGCCGAGAGUAGCAGUGAGAAUGAAGAUAACAAUCAAGCAGGCAGCAAUGAAAAUGACAGCCAGUCCAACAGUGACAAUGAAAGUGAUUCAGCAAAUCAGUCCAGCAGCGACAGUGCUGCAGAUACAGCGGAGGAUUCAAAUGAAACUGAAUCUGGAGCAAGUGAGGAUAACAACCGCAGCAGUCAUUCAGACAGUGCAGCCUCCGACAGUGAAUCUCUAAGUCAAGGAAGUGAGAGCAGCGAUUUAACUAGCGAUUACUAACCAAAGAGAAGAACGAGCAGAUGAAAAUACAUUCACAGCAAUAGCAGUAGGGAUGGCAGAGAUGGCAGAGGGGGG